This is a messenger RNA of Acyrthosiphon pisum (pea aphid), 4895 nucleotides long. RefSeq names its product transcriptional activator cubitus interruptus (gene ci). Gene Ontology annotation, biological process: regulation of transcription by RNA polymerase II. Gene Ontology annotation, molecular function: RNA polymerase II cis-regulatory region sequence-specific DNA binding; DNA-binding transcription factor activity, RNA polymerase II-specific. Gene Ontology annotation, cellular component: nucleus. The transcript has 13 exons. Lineage: Eukaryota; Metazoa; Arthropoda; Insecta; Hemiptera; Aphididae. The record is from RefSeq and is a predicted model, not a curated record. The coding region runs from base 1177 to 4389 and encodes 1070 amino acids.
GUCGAGACUGCACUCGGAUCUCGGCUGAUGAUCGUUACGGUACGCGCGCGUGUGUGUGUGAUUGUGCUAUUUCCGUUUUUUUCGUGUGCGUGUCCGUAUUAUCUAUUCGAUAUCAUUAUUGUAAUAUUGUCGGUCCGCCGCCGCCGACCACGCCGUAUUCGAUAAUAAUAAUAUAAUAUAAUAUAAUAUUAAUAAAUAAUAAUAUUGUAUUGUAAUUAUUUAUAUUUCAAUUAUAAUAUAUAAUAAUAAUAUUAUUAUAAUUAUAAAUCCCGACGCCGUGUCCCGCGCCGCGUUUCCGGCGCGUCCCAAAGGAUCCGACGGAUUUUUUACACGAUUCUCUGGCAGGUGUAUUACUGUUUUUGAAUUUAAUAUUAAUUUUUUUUCAGUUUUGCGCUCAGUGGUUUAUUUUUGUUGUAUAAUAAUAUUUUGUGUCGUCCGCGAACGAGUGCGCCGCCUCUUUACGUGCCUACAACUACGAUAAUACUAUAGUGAUCAAGUGCGGUGUACAAUUAUUAUGUGAUACUAUUUAUUUUCUAUUAUUCUCGGGACAGUGUUUUGAAAUGUUAUGAUCAGUGAUUUUACCAUCUGCAGAACGUUUUCUUCGCCCUGUAUGGACUGAACCUUUUUUUAUACACAUCGCCUUUGGAAUAAUCGGUAUCGUCACUGCGAUAUACAAUAUUAUAACAGCAGCGGUGCAGCGGACACGUCCAUCCCGCCCGCAGCAGCCACAGGUGUGAUCGUGUGUAUGGCCGUCGCACGGUCAGCGGCGUUCAGCCGUUCGGGUCCGGUACGCGUCCGCCCGCAGCACCAUCGCCGCGGUGGUGUCGUCCGGUAUGCCUGAUAAAGAGACGACCAGCAUGCUGUACCCGAAUCCGUUCGACUACUCCGUCGGGCUGUCCCUGCAGUUCCCGCUGUCGGCCGCCGCGGCCCCGCCGCCGCCGCCGGACGCCAGGGGAUCGUGCAUAUGGAACCCGAGCCUCAUACCGCCCGCCACGUCCAGCCCGUCAACGUCCGGCAUGGGCGCGUUCCACCAGCCGAUACCGCACAGCUUGGUCGGCAGUUGCGGUGUCGGAGGAUCAGGUGACUUAGUUCGGAGGGGGGGCGGGUGGCGUCCUGCCGCCACACCAUCCGCACCCCCAUCCCGCCGAUUUCCCCCAUCCACUUCGUUUCAACUGUAUGGAUAUCUGUUCGUCGUUCGCAACAGUCGGUUCCCUGAGUUCUGGUCUGUGUAGCCCGUUGGCACAAAGCUUCUCGCGUCAGGGCAAGAAACGGGCGCUGUCCGUGUCGCCAUCCCCGGACCUGGAGCUCCAUGGCCGGAUUCGGUCAUCGCCGAGCGCGCUUUACUCGGCCGCCGCAGCGUACGGCGCUUCGUGCUCCAGGAGUUCGAGCACUUCCGGUUCGUACGGGCACCUGAACCCGCUGGCGUUUACCAUGCAACACCACCCGUCCGUCAUAUCGCCGCAAGUCCAACAGUUAUUGCGAUCCGCCAGUGGCUUGCACUUGCCGUGGCACAACGCCGCCGCCAUGCCGUCCUCCGCCCACCAUCCUUCGUACAACCUACACAUGUUACCGGUACCCUCGCAGGACUGCAGUUCACAGAUGUUGGCCAACGACAUGUGCAAGAUCAAACAAGAACGGUCCAAAUCGAAAUCGACAUCGGCUUCGAAGAAGGCUUCUCAAAAGAUCGUCGAAGACUCGAAACAAAAUUCACCGGAAUCCAUCAGUGACCUCAAAGGGGAACCAGAUUUCAUCGAGACAAACUGUCACUGGAAGAACUGUAAUUUAGAAUACCAGACUCAGGCAGUAUUAGUGCAGCACAUCGUUAAUGAUCAUAUUCAGGCGAACAAAAAGUCAUUUGUAUGCCAGUGGCAGGAUUGUUCUAGAGCCGAGAAGCCAUUCAAAGCCCAAUACAUGCUUGUGGUACAUAUGCGAAGGCACACUGGAGAGAAACCUCACAAAUGCACGUUUGAAAAUUGCACCAAAGCUUAUUCGAGGUUGGAAAACCUAAAAACUCAUCUCAGAUCUCAUACCGGCGAAAAGCCCUAUACUUGUGAACAUCCUGGUUGCAGUAAGGCCUUUAGCAAUGCUUCCGAUAGAGCGAAACAUCAAAACCGCACUCAUUCCAGCGAGAAACCGUACAUAUGUAAAGCUCCUGGUUGUACAAAACGUUACACCGAUCCAAGUUCCUUGCGCAAACACGUCAAGACGGUUCACGGGGCUGAUUUCUAUGCGCAUAAACGGCAUAAGGGCAAUGGAAACGGUGACAACAGCCGCGGUGGUGGAAGUGGCGGUGGAGGUGGCGGCAACGGACCGGGUGCCGACGACGCGUCACCGUAUCGGAGCGAUGAGAUGCCCAUGAGUGCCAAAACCGUUAGCGUGUCUAGUCCGAGUAUAAAAUCUGAAGAAACAAAUUCCCCUGGCCAACAACCCAGUCCUAUGAGCGUUCCGUACAGUAAUAGAAUGUUUCACGAUGAGCCUAUUAGCGACAGCAACCAUAGUGCAGACGCUCUGGAUGAUAAUUGGGCCGAAGAUGGACAUGAAGCCGACUUAUUCGACUUUAUUCCGAUGCAUUCUGAAAUCGGAAUGGUUACUUCCGCGCCUAUGAUUCAAAGGAUGCGACGGUUUGUGCCACACGCUGGAUUGAAACACGCCGCAGCCAGUGAGUUAUCGCCAAUGCCCGAUUUGAGUCCAGGACACGGAAGUACUUCUGGUAUGCAAGAAUUAAAUAAACAAUUGACUGACAUGAAAAUGGUGUCUAAUCAAGACACCAUACGGAGAGAAAGCACAUAUAGUAACUACUAUAGUAUGAAGUCUGACCUAAGUCGCAGGAACAGUCAAGUGCCUUCUGAGCAUCAUAGGUUAAGCAACGCCUCAUCCCUAUACGAUCCGAUUUCUGUGGAUUAUUCCCCUAGUCAAGCAAACACAGCAAUGGGUCCUGAUAUCGAUGCGUUUACCGAUAACGAAGAAUGCAGACAGUUGCCAGAAAGUGCCAAAAUGUCGAGACCUCAAACUCGCCAAGCUGGAGCUGUACAUCAUCCCAACUCGAACAUCAACCUUGACGAAGUCGGUGAGGGUGAAUCGCUGGAGAGCAAAAUGGUCCUACCCGACGAUUUUGACGACGUAAUCAAGGAUAUGAUAAGCGAAAAAAUCGACGACUACGAUCUCGGCGCGUUUGACGCGGAAAAGACCAUUAACGAACUGACCGAAUCCGCCCUGGAGCACAUUCCCACGCUGACUCCACCCAUCGUCGUCCAGGACACGUCCAACGGUGCCAGCAACGGUCAACCGUUGACCAAUACCGUGGCUCCCGUCAUUCCAUCACCCAUUCCGAACGACCGGCCAAGCAAGGCGCCGCCGGCAAACAGCUACCGGAACAUGCGCAGCAACAGUUUACCGGUCAACUGGCAGGGACAGGAACAGAGCCACGGACACGUCUUGCCCGGUUCGGUGUACAACCCUCAGUUCCAGAACCAAAGACCGUACCAAGCGAACCACCCGGCGAUGUUGUUCGGCACCACCACUACCAACAACACCAACAAUAACAACAACAAUAACUUUAACGUCGGGCCAAAUAUGCAGCAGAGGCAAAAUGGUGGACGGUACUCGUAUUCGUCCAACCAGGACUUUGUUAAUUACAACCACAAUUACGCCAACUUUAGGCACAACAUCGGUCAGCAGUACCAUCAAGUGAAGAACAACAACAACAAUCAACACUAUCAGCUGAACAACAACAACAAUAACAACAACAUCAACAAUAACAGCAAUAGCAACAGCGCUCACAACAACAACAACAACAAUAACGGUCUACAGUUCCACGGGCAAGGAAACGAAAACGGGUACUAUGACGACAACAACGCCACCCCAAAUGCGUACCAGAGGUGCCAGAGGACCGCCGCUGGCAACGGAGGACAACAAGCUGCGGCUGUGGGACAAGCGGCUACCGCGCAUGGCAUACAGUCGUACAAUCACAGCUACUACAAUGGCGGCUGUAACAAUCUGCAGUGCGGUCAACAGCAGUGCGGCCAACAGCACAACAACAAUUACUACAACAGUGGCUAUCAUCAGAACAACGGCGGAAAAUUCAAUGGCUGCUAUUCGAGGCCAAACCACCACCAACAGCUCAACCAGCAGGCUCAUCAGCAACAGCAGCAACAACAACAGCAGCAGCAGCAGCAGUAUUACACGGAUCUGGACCGGAAACAGGACACCGGGACGACGGCGGCCGCGAGUCCGAUGGAAGAGGAAUCCUCUAACUUCCGGCCCGCACCAGAGCUCCAAGAGUUUGACAGCAGCAACAACAUGGUGCUCAAGGACAUGUCCACGUCAUUGAGUUCACUCUACGACGAGAACACCUUUUUCCAAAUGUCCACCGUGUUUUCUGAAUCAUAACCACAUCAUUCGCCACCUUACGUAUUUAUUGUAUAAAAAUUAAAACUAUAGUUACCACUCAGUUUUAGCGUGUUUUGUAAGUGCCCUCUUCCCCCCCCCCCCUCCAAUGAAGUGUUGAUCAUUUGUAUUUGUAUUUUUAUUUAUGUUUUCUUUGCUGUAAAACUGGUCAUUAAUGAUAACUUUUUAUUAGAUUUAAGAUGAAUGCAUUUCUGAACUAAUGCAUUUAUUCUACAUAAUUUAAAACGUAAUUUUGAAAUUGAAAAAAGAAAAAAUUAGACUUAAAUCCGUUGGAUUUGAAUUGUGUAUAUAUUGAAAAUGUUAAAAUUCAUAAUUUUAUUUGUUUAAAUGUAAGUAUGUAGUAAACUUUAAAUUUUUAUUGUUAUAAAUGUGAUCUUCAUUUUAAGACUUUUAUUUAUUUUUUUUUGUUAAAAUGAAAUCAUAACUUUCUUGUAUGUUUGAUUUAAGAUGGUAAAUUCUUUUUUAAUUAAAAAAAGUUAUAUUUAAUA